Messenger RNA from Fonticula alba, 528 nucleotides. RefSeq lists its product as hypothetical. The transcript has 2 exons. The coding region runs from base 118 to 528 and encodes 136 amino acids. The record is from RefSeq and is a predicted model, not a curated record. Gene Ontology annotation, cellular component: respiratory chain complex IV; mitochondrion. NCBI's taxonomy places the organism in Eukaryota, Rotosphaerida, Fonticulaceae.
GGGGCUCGAGUGUCGGGAGAAGGCCUUCUUCUUCGGGAGCCUGGCUGCGGCGGCGCCACCCCAGCGCCCGGGGCAGAGCACAGUCCCCCCCCCCUCUUCUUCGCUUUCCCCUCCAACAUGACCGACCAGGCCCAAAAUCCGCCCCCCGCCGCCGCCGCCCCUGCUGCGGCCCACCCGCCGGCCAUGCGCCGCGAGGCCCGCCUCGCUUGCUGGGCUGCCCGUGACGCGUUUUUCGCCUGCGGCACCGCCAACCAAACCCAUGUCUACCGGGUCGGCACAACCAUCGACGCGCCCGGCAUGACCGAGAAGGACAUCGCCGCCGUGCCCUGCGGCCCGGAGCUUGUCGAGUUCCGCAAGCUCUGCCCGGCUGUCUGGAUCGACCACUUCGAGAGCCGGAGGAAGGCCGCCGAGUACCAGAAGUAUCUGGAGGAGCACCCCCCGCAGUCGCGGAUUGAGGAGCAGCUCGAGCGCAUGGAGCAGCAGAAGCGCGCCAGGCAGCAGCAGCAGCAGCAGCAGCCGUCGCAGUAG